CAGCCAGGACUACGCAGCGCGCCCCACCCCCUCCUCCUCACCUUGUCACGACGCACGCAACCAAGAUGGCGGCUCCGAGCAAGCAAUAUGGACUUAUAUUUCCCAAGAAAGCACAACAAAAAACCUUUGUCAAGCAUUCGGUGUUUAUGGAUGACUCUGAUGAAGAGUCUUCUGUGAGUGAGAGCCUGCAACGAGAAGCCCUGAAAAAGCAAGCGAUGAAACAGACCAAGCUGGAGAUCCAGAGGGCUCUGGCGGAAGACUCUACCGUGUAUGAAUACGAUAAUAUUUAUGAUGACAUACAGCAGAAGAAAGCCGAAAGCCAGGCCAGCGCUCUGAUGGAGAAAGGAGAGAAAAAGCCCAAAUACAUCCAACAUAUCCUCAAGGCAGCCGAGCUAAGAAAGAAGGAACAGGAGAAGAGAAUGGAGAAGAAGAUACAGAAGGAGCGCGAGAUGGAAGGGGGCGCGUUUGACGACAAAGAAGCCUUCGUGACGUCUGCCUACAAAAAGAAGCUGCAGGAACGGGCCGAGGAGGAAGAGAGGGAGCGGCAGGAGGCCGCGCUCGAGGCGUGCCUGGAUGUCACCAAGCAGAAGGAUCUCAGUGGUUUCUACCGGCAUCUGCUAAACCAGGCUGUGGGGGAAGAGGAAGUGCCUAAAUGCAGCCUUCGGGAGGCCAGGAUAAAGGAAGAAAAACCCAGUGGGGAUUCCCAGGAAUCCAGGCAGACCAGCCAAAGCCCAGAGGAGAGAGCAAGACCCCAUGUCCCCGCAAAGGGAGAAGAUAACCCAGAUGCAGACAGUGACUUGGAAGUGGAUAGCAGCGAUGAUAGCAGUGCCAGAGGGCACAUGGAGAGCAGAGCUGGCGAUAAAAAGGAGACGAGGCAAGGCACCGUGGACAGCAGUGGGGAGGGUUGCAGGCCUGGCAAGAGCCGAAGGGACUCGAGGUCAUCCAGCGAGGAGAGAAGUUGCCACUCCAAGGUGCCUGCGGGUCAUCUGGGGAGAGAGGAGGAUGGCGGAGGCAAAAAGGAAAGAAGUGGGCAGCGAAAGGAAAGGGACCGUGAGAGGAGACACACGGACCUUGAAAGGGAGGAGUGUGCUAGAUCCGAGGAUCAUCCUAAGAGGCGAGAAGAGCAUGAUAGCAAACAGAGGAGGAAAGACAGGAAGGCGAGAGAUGACCACGACAGGCACCUGAGAAGGGAGAGAGAGAGAGAGAAGUCCCCUGAGAGGGAGCAGCCGGGGAAGGAAAGGCCAAGAAACAGCCACGACCGAUACAGAGAUCGGGAUCGUGGAGACAAGGAGAAAGGGGCAAGGCAAGCCAAGGCCCAGGAAGGCGAGAGAGGGGAUUUGGAAGCCAGCCUGUCUCUCUCCGAGCAGCCGCCCGAGCUGAAGCGCAAGGCUGCCGGGGGUGAAGCGGAGCAGCCAGGGGCGCCUCUGGAGAGCCGGAGCAAAUUUGCCAAGCGCAGCAACCAGGAGAUGGUCACGUCAGCGAGGGACCGCUACUUGGCUCGGCAGCUGGCCCGCGUGAGCACAAAACCUUACAUCGAAAAAGAGGAGGACUAGCUUGCGUUGCAGGGGGAAAGUCUCUGGAGAGGAGGCGCUCCCUGCUGGGGAUGUGAAGGCAAGAGGCAAUGGCGCGCUGAAGUCGUUCCUUACCUACGUGGAGCUCUGGAGCUUGCCAAGGGAAUGCCUUUCUGUGCAGAAGGGGCUCAAGAUGUCCAGUCUCUGCACAUGGGGUUGUUCCGAGUCUGUCCGCCCUGCCCUUCUGUACCUCAACCCGUUUGCAUUCUGUGGUGCUGGAAUUCAGUGGGGCCCCCUUGAGCCCCCCGCCUGUAUGUCAUCACUUUCACAGAGGUCACCUCUCGAUCUGCAACCCCGUGGAGUGUCUGUUGGAGGACAAGGGUGAAGUUCGUACGUGAUGGGGAAUACCCAUCUGGCCUCAAGCAGUAGAAACCAAUACACGCGAUGUUGUGAUCUUCACAACACUGUUUCGUUCUGCAGUGGACUGAAUUGCUGGGACUUCUUGUUCCGAGCCUUAUUAUUUCUUGGAAAUAAAAUGAAAGGGUUGCGUCUUAGGUCCCACUGGGCUCUCUCUUGUGUCUUAGCUCAGUUGGUCUAUUUCUGCCCAUCAACGUGUGUGUGAAGACAGCCAAUAGCACCAGUCAUUUCUGUUGCAUGAAGAGAUCUCUGGAUCAGGCCCCAUGCACUAGAGAAGCCAAGGGUUUAUAAAGCCGCCAUAAAAGCCACUCUAACCUCUAGCUUGGCAAGUGAGAAAUCUGGCAGAGGGAAUGUUUUCAUAAUAUAUUUUCAACAGAAACCUUGGAGGCAGUGUUCCUUCCUUCCUUCCCACCUCAUCUCCCAGUAACCUUCUCUGCCACCAGUGGCUACACCACACCAAAACAGGCCUCCAAAAAGGAAAUCUUAGAUUAUCAUUGUCGCUGUCCUGCACUGUGUGCUAAUUAAUAAUUUGAUUUGUGGGAUAAAUGCUCCCUUAGGUAUCACAUUCGGCCUUGCAGUUUGUUGACUUUUCAGCUUUGAAUCUGAUGCUACUUUGUCCCAUUUUAAGCCUGUUGCUAUUUAUCUUCCAGAAUUAAGUUUGAUUCCAUAAAGCUGUUUAUGUGAGUGCAUCUCGUGUUUUCGCCCUGUGUCCUGGGAAGCCAUUGGGAAGGUAGUUUGUUUCUUGUUGUUGUCUUGGAGACAGUUGUGAUGUCUUUGCCAGCUCCUGAAAUAGAGAUGUGCUUUGUGAUCUC
This is a messenger RNA of Hemicordylus capensis (graceful crag lizard), 2740 nucleotides long. RefSeq names its product nuclear speckle splicing regulatory protein 1 (gene NSRP1). Gene Ontology annotation, biological process: regulation of alternative mRNA splicing, via spliceosome. Bases 66 to 1553 code for a protein of 495 amino acids. Lineage: Eukaryota; Metazoa; Chordata; Lepidosauria; Squamata; Cordylidae. The record is from RefSeq and is a predicted model, not a curated record. The transcript is spliced from 7 exons.